AUGAACUUUAUCAAGUCAAUUUUUGUCAUCUUCAAUCAAGGUAAAAUACAAUCAAUGAAAAACUAUGCAAAUGUACUCACUUCUGACAGGCAUGAGAUUGUUAAUAUAUUAAACAAAAGUUUUCAAUCGGUUUUUGUUAAAGAGCAUGGUGAAAUUCCGGAGUUUGUACCACGUAUUACAAAACCUUUUGAAUGGGAUUGGAAAAAUGUUGUUACAAAUGAGGCAGUUCAGCAAAAACUGUAUUCUUUGGAUGUUAGAAAAACAUGUGGUAGUGAUGGUAUUAGUCCUUACGUACUUAAAAAUUGUUCAAGUAGUGUAGCAACUCCAUUAGCUUUAAUUUACCGAAAAUCAAUUGAAACAGGAAAUAUUUCUAGCAAAUGGAAAGAAGCAAAUACUACUCCAAUAUUCAAGAAUGGAAAUACAACAGACCCGCUUAACAGACCCGUAUCAUUAACAUCUCUACCAUGCAAAGUUAUGGAAGCAUUCAUAAAAGAAGCGAUAAUGACUCAUCUGAUGGAAAAUAAAUUGCUUUCAAAAAAUCAACAUGGCUUCGUAAAAAAUAAAGCCUGUGUAACAAAUUUGCUAGAAACAUUAGACAUUUUAACAGCAAGCAUGAGUGACAGUUUAGCGGUAGAUAUGAUUUAUAUGGAUUUUGCCAAAUUCUUUGAUAAGGUUCCACAUAAAAGACUGUUGAAAAAGUGUGAAGCAUAUGGUAUCAAGGGUGUAAUAAAUGACUGGAUAUCGUCUAAUAAUAAAGGGUGUAAUAAAUGA
Hydra vulgaris (swiftwater hydra) is the source of this 771-nucleotide messenger RNA. RefSeq lists its product as uncharacterized. NCBI's taxonomy places the organism in Eukaryota, Metazoa, Cnidaria, Hydrozoa, Anthoathecata, Hydridae. The record is from RefSeq and is a predicted model, not a curated record.